AUAUCUGUUUGAACUUUGAACGCGUGUUCGUCUUUGAUCGUCUCUUCCCGCUGUAAAAUUUUUACUGUUUGAAGCGUGUUCUGUCGUUCUGUCUUGGCUAUUGCUGGAGUCAUACGUAUUAUUUACAGAAGAUUUUGUUACGGAUAUUGUCGCUUGAUUUUAAACUUCAUAAAUGAAAGCAAACCGAGCACAGUAUAGGAAGAACUGGACUGCUGCAGCUCGUAGUUUAAAACGUACUAGUGCUCCCAUUCCAGUUGAAGUUGAUGAUACUGAAUUAUUUGAACUACCUUUUGAUUCAGCACCCCCGAACCAUGACACUGUAACUGUGUCAGAUGAUCAUGACCAGCAGCCUGUUAAACGUAUCUGCACCUCUGUUGUGGAAAAUCACUUAAGCAAUCAUGAUAGGUUAAAUUUGGAUGAGACUUGGCAUGAUAACUCUAUUUCUUCAUCAGAUUCGGAGAAUGAUAAUUUGUUAGAUGAUUCUCUUGCUGAAGGCUUAACCAAUUGGGCUAAUAGGUUUAUGAUAAAACAUAAUGCACUUGAUGGUCUUCUUUCUGUGUUGAAAGAGAAUGGGCAUCCAAACUUGCCUCUUACUGCUCGUGCCUUGCUGCACACAUCCAGAAAUAUCACCAUUCAGGAAAAGUCUGGAAUGGAAUAUGUUUAUUUUCCCCUUGCUAAUCAAUUGUUGAAACACUUUAAGAAAUAUCCUUCAGACAUAAUUGCUAGGACUAAUUCUCUUGAAAUUUCUUUGAAUGUUGAUGGUCUUCCAUUAUUUAAGAGUUCAAGGAAGUGUUUAUGGCCAGUAUUAUGUGCCAUUGUAAAUAUCACACCUGUAGUUGUUUUCCCAGUGGUUUUAACCUGUGGUAAUUCCAAACCAGUUGAUUUGGAUUUUUUGGAUGACCUAAUUGGAGAUUUGAAUAAUCUUCUACAGAAUGGGCUCCAAGACGGUGAAACUGUUCUUUCAGUUUGUUUAAGAUGUGUAGUUUGUGAUGCUCCCGCUAGAGCCCUUGUAAAAGGCACAAAGUUGUGUUCUGGCUAUUUUGGGUGUGAUAAAUGUGCACAGAAGGGCAUAUGGGUUGGUCGUGUACUCUCUGAUUAG
Molecule: messenger RNA, 1099 nt
Organism: Dendronephthya gigantea
Lineage: Eukaryota; Metazoa; Cnidaria; Anthozoa; Malacalcyonacea; Nephtheidae
Exons: 2
Coding region: 173-1099 (308 amino acids)
Source: RefSeq, a predicted model, not a curated record